Leptomonas pyrrhocoris is the source of this 1538-nucleotide messenger RNA. RefSeq lists its product as hypothetical. Lineage: Eukaryota; Euglenozoa; Kinetoplastea; Trypanosomatida; Trypanosomatidae. The transcript has a single exon. The record is from RefSeq and is a predicted model, not a curated record. Bases 84 to 1538 code for a protein of 484 amino acids.
AGUGUCACGCUAAACAUAUAUAUAUAUAUAUAUCCUUAAAGCGUCGUUACAAGCAAUCCACAAGGGAUCCGUGCCCGUCUAGAAUGGCGUGUUCGGCAGGUCGAUCGCGCGCCGAUGAGAUCACGCACCCCGUAGGUCUCACCCGCUCCGUUCGCCACCAGGCCCCGAGUCAGCGCUCCGUGCUGCCACCAGCUCCCACCUCGAGCCAGCUCAGUGCUAUUCUACGUGAAGCAGCACAACUGCUGCCUCUGUCUUCUAUGGCCGACCUCGACUCAGGAAAGAGGCGCAGUGGAGGAGUCGCCGGUGGGUUGGACGUGUCCUCGGCAUCAUUGCCAACGGAUUAUGCAUCUUUUGUUCGCCGCCAGUGCCCAACAAGCCGUCGCGUGCAGAGCAGCUUCGCCGCCGCGAAGGCGCACUCGAUGCUGGGCGAACUGCUGCAUUUCUUUGCUGUCUCCCUCACGUGCCUCUUCACCGAGGGCGUCGAGUCGGCGGCGGUACUAUCGUUUCCGGCGGAGUGGGAGCACCGUCUGAACGCGCCAAACGCUGCGGCGCUGCGGGAGAAGUACCUAUACGAGUUGCAGGGGUUUAGUACGCUCUUCACGUACGUGUGGGGCAACGUUGCCGCCGCGGGACGUGCGGCGCCGCUGCCGCUGAGAGAGGAAGAGGAGGACGACGACGAGCGGGAGGGGAAGAAGAGAAAAUCAAGUGCGAGUGCGCGUACGGCGGCUCCGCAGCGAUCGCGAUCGCCAUCGUCGGCUCCAUCGCUGGCGUCGUCGUGCGUCGCGCACGAAUUGAGUGAAGGGAGAACAGCGAAGGUACAGCGGACAGCUCCCGUCGCUGCCGCUGCUGCUGCCGCCGCUGCACCGGUGGGGACCAAUACACGUACACAUCCUCUUCCUCAGUUAGUGAAACAAACCACAAACGGGAAGACACUCCACAGCGCGCUCUCCUCGGCACCGUCCGCAGCGGAUGCGAAGCCGUCUCGAACCUCGAAUACGCAGACGACGCAAUCGUCAGCGGUUACAUCCAAGUCGGCUCCGGGCCACGGCUCGACUGGCCGUCGUCGCAGCCUGCCGGUGUUCAACGCCGAUACGACGUCCAGCGAGCCACCUGCGCUCUCGCGAGGGUCGGCCGUUGCGGCAACAGGGCGCGGGCACUUCUUACCGUCGCUGCCCUUCGACGGGUUGGUGCCGUCUCGCCAGCUGCCCGGGCUGGAAGUGAGGAACGCAAGGGCCGGCGCGCAGCAAGGAAGAGGGAAAGCCCUACCAGAGGACGCGUCGGCGCCCAGCUCGUCUCCUCCACAACAGUCCGAGGCAUCACACUUUUCUGCCUCGGCGAAGCAGCUGGCCAUCCAGCUAGCGAAAGAGCAAGAUCGAGAACGUGAGCUGAAGCGCGAGCUUGGUGUGCGAAACGUGCGCAACUUCGCGAAGGAGGAGGACAUGCAUGGGUACCUGCAAGCGUUUCAGCAAAACAUGCACAGCGUGUUGGACGGAGAGGAGGAUACAGUCGAGGACGGUGCGGGCUCCGGCAGCCGCUAA